This is a messenger RNA of Carassius auratus (goldfish), 1929 nucleotides long. Its product is annotated as protein-lysine 6-oxidase-like. Gene Ontology annotation, biological process: peptidyl-lysine oxidation; collagen fibril organization. Gene Ontology annotation, molecular function: copper ion binding; protein-lysine 6-oxidase activity. NCBI's taxonomy places the organism in Eukaryota, Metazoa, Chordata, Actinopteri, Cypriniformes, Cyprinidae. Bases 148 to 1461 code for a protein of 437 amino acids. The transcript is spliced from 7 exons. The record is from RefSeq and is a predicted model, not a curated record.
CCGCGGUCCUUCGGUCCGUUUCCAGUAUCUCGAGGAAGAUCCGGACUAUGCCGUUCACGCGCCUCAGAGUGCAUCAUCCACUGGCAGAGGAACAUCUGUGCUGGGAGCUCAUAUCAGUGACCGUCCAGCUCUAAAAUUCAUCUCAAGAUGCCAAACCUGCUUUUGGUUUUCUAUUUACUUCAAGGACUUGAUAACUUUAUCAGCGCGCAACACUCCGCGCGCUGGAGGAACCGGAUCCAAUGGGUGAAUAACGGCCAGGUGUUCAGUUUAAUGAGUACCGGCUCGGAGUACCAAGCACCGGUGGCGUCCAGAAGACAGUCCAGGACAGACAGGACCGCGCAAAUUCGAAUGGACGCGUCCGAUCCUGCGAGCACUAAUAGCGGCAGCACCGCGCUCUUGGGUCGGGACCGUAUGCAAUACAUCGCGGCCAACAGCCGCGCGCCUGGCGCCAGACAAAUGCAGGUGCGUCAGCGGCUCAGAGCGCCUCCAGGAACCAGAUCCACCGCCACCGCUCCGUCUGAAUACUCCGGCGGAGGAAUAACCCCGGCACACGGGUAUAAUAGCGCACGGAGGACUUCAGCGGUUGCCAAUCUCCAACACCUGGAAGCACCCAGAUAUAAUUCAAACACUUUAUCUAACGGAAGCUAUAAUGAAGCAGGGAUCCCCAGAGCGCAAACUCCAAAUGUGGAGCAGGGAACCACGUCUGAAAGUAUGGCAGGAGAUGAUCCGCGAAGAAGGAAUACAGUUUUCUAUAACAUCUACCCGCCUGGAGGCAGGACGGUCAUCCCGCGCCGCCCGCCGCCUGGCACCGGUUACGGCACCAGAUACUUCCAAAACGGUCUUCCUGAUCUCGUGCCAGAUCCAUAUUCCAUCCAGGGAGGUUCAUACAUCCAGCGCGUCCAGAUGUACGCGCUCCGGUGCGCGGCGGAGGAGAACUGCCUGGCGCGAUCUGCAUACAGACCCACAGUCAGAGACAUCGACUACAGGGUUCUGCUGCGCUUCCCACAGAAGGUCAGAAACAUGGGAACGACUGACUUCCUGCCCGUCAAACCCAGACAUCAGUGGGAGUGGCACAGCUGUCAUCAGCACUAUCACAGCAUGGAUGCGUUCAGUCACUAUGAUCUGCUGGACAUCAACACCGGACUGAAGGUCGCUGAGGGUCACAAGGCCAGUUUCUGUCUGGAAGAUACGGGCUGUGAUCCUGGAUUUCACCGCAGAUACGCCUGCACCGCACACACACAGGGUUUGAGUCCAGGCUGCCACGACACAUACGCUGCCAACAUCGACUGCCAGUGGAUCGACAUCACAGACGUCCCUCCUGGAAACUACAUUCUCAAGGUCACAGUCAAUCCUGACUUCCUGGUGCCCGAGUCUGACUUCUCCAACAACGUUGUGCGAUGUGAGGUCAUUUACACCGGCGUUUACAUCCAAACCAGAAACUGCGUCUUAACUGGAAUGUAAAGCCCUUGGGUCGGAGGUGAUUUUUAAAGGCCUAUAUAAUAGGUUUAAUUAUAGGAAUUUAAUUCAAAGCUUUUUUUAGUAACUUGAAACACUCUGUAUAGUUGUUUGAGUAAUAUUUAUGACUAGUGUACUGUAUCUAUUUUAGAUGAGUUUGAUUUCUUGCCCUAGUGCAAGCAAUUUUAAGUCAAAUCUACAUGUUUUUGUGAUGUUUGCAUUAUAAGAAUGUAAUUUUACAUUUAUUUUAAAUGAAGAACUAUUAAUGAAUAGAUCAGUAUUUUAGUGUUUGUAUUUAUUGCAUAGGUUAUGAAAAAUAUAAACAUAUUUUAAACUAAGAUAAUAUUGAGGGAUUAUUUUGGCUUUUUAUUAGAUAGAGGUGGAGUGGUUUACUCCAGCGCAGAUCACUAGUGUAAAAUAUACACUAUUAAAGAGGUUGUUUCGGUUGAUGUUUCUGUCUUUAACAUCUUGAAA